UUUGGGCGCGCUGUGAAGCUAAAGGCCUCCCCCCCUAAUCAAACCGGUUCCAGCGCGCUCCGACCAGUAGGAGCGCAGGAAAGAAAUAUAUUUCAUGACUUUUGGGACACACCUUGUACUUCCUCCCGAGACACAAGGGUAGAAAGGAAGGGGAAAUCACAUGGUCUUUGGGAGAGAAGGAGGGGGUGAGCUUGGAAUCGUGAAAGAAAGGGUAGCGCAGAAGAUAUGGCUGGAAGCCAUGACGUCACUCAUUAUGCGAGCCAGUCCAUGCACGGCUCAGCUGAUGAAAAUAUCAGGCAUGCCCCCAUAAUCGUCCAGGCAUUGGAAGAACAUCUUCAAAAGGUGCAAGCAGAGAUCAAGCUGCCCGUGUUAUACCUCAUCGAUUCUAUUUUGAAGAAUGUUGGAGAUGUAUAUACUUCGCUCUUCACUCAGAACUUUGUUUCAGCCUUCUGCGGUGUUUUUGAAAAGGGGGAUAAGGAAACACGGUCCCAGAUGUUCACAUUACGUAAAACUUGGAAGAAAGUGUCCCCACCAGAGAAGCUGCAUGCAGUAGAUGUACGUGUAAAUGCAGUUGAUCCAGCAUGGCCAAUCACAGAUGUGCCUCCUACCAUAGAUGUGAAUCCAAGAGUGUUUUCAUCAUUAGCUGAGACCACCAGUGCAAGUUGCUGGGCAGGAAGCUGCUAAACUUCAUGCGGCACCUAAACCAAUGGAACCUCCACUGGUCUCAACCUGCCCCAGUUGCCAAUACUAGUCAGGUAAAUAAACAGAAUAGUACUAAAUUAUGUCUGAAGGACCUUACUGUAGUAAGUCCUUUAUCCUGUGUGUUUUUGUUUGCAUUAGGCAUGUGUGAUAGUGACUUUUUCAAUUUGAGGUGAGAAUUUGGGAAGAGGCCGGGUAUGUAGAUGAGAAGAUUUUUUCUGCUAGAUCCCCCCCCCCCAGUAUAUUUACUCNACUCUGUGUAAACAACCUCUUUUUUCACAAUACCGAAGAUUGUGUUACAUAUCCCUUUUGAUAUCAUGAAUUUUAAAUGGAAAUUUUUGUGAAUUAUCAUGUUAAAAAUCAGUUCUAGGGUGAACUUUUACAUUGUUUGUUCACUCUGAAAAGUUGCAGUGAACAGUCAUUCACAUAUGCUAGUAACAUCACUGCUUGUGGAAACAAGUCAGAAUAUACUUUUAUGUAUGGGCACAAUUCACCAGUAAUAAAUAAACUGAACACAAGAAACUCUCUGGACACUGAUGGGUGUGCAGCCAUUAACUUGGUGUUAGUUGCUGCCUGUUAAUAUUAGGCUGAAAUGAAUUGUGCAGUUCUUAUUUUUAAGAGGUAUAUCUGUUAUAUCUGAUUUGUCUUCACUCCUGAAGCUCUAUGCUUCAUCCAACAAACAUUGUGGGUAGAUUACUGUACAUUCGAGAUGUCUUUGAAAAAUGCUGUUUGUACCUCUGCAGCUGACCAUAAAUGUACACAUCCUUUCUGUUUCAUCAUUUACUAAUCAUCCUGUCCUUAGACACUAUAUACAAGGAAGUCUCUAUUUAAGGUUUCUGUAAGGAACAGUGGGAUUUAAUUAAUUUCCCCUGUGAUGAUGUAACACUACUUCAGCUACAUCAUCAUCAUCAUCAUCAUCAAGCAUCAGCUGCCAUGCAGUUCCAGAAAAUAAUAUGGUACAGCAACAUGAGGAUGUCAAAAGUAAGCUAACAGAAUUUCAGUUUGGGUUUAUGUGUUUUGGUGGGGGUUGUUUCCUUGGGAAAUUUGCACUGUACAGUGGCAACAUUUCAUUUCUUUCUUGUUGAAUUUUUAAUUUCAUGGUAACGUAGUUAGUUGGGGCACUAUGUUACA
Molecule: messenger RNA, 1830 nt
Organism: Cryptotermes secundus
Lineage: Eukaryota; Metazoa; Arthropoda; Insecta; Blattodea; Kalotermitidae
Product: pre-mRNA cleavage complex 2 protein Pcf11-like
Exons: 4
Coding region: 226-684 (152 amino acids)
Biological process (GO): termination of RNA polymerase II transcription
Cellular component (GO): mRNA cleavage factor complex; cytoplasm
Molecular function (GO): RNA polymerase II complex binding; mRNA binding
Source: RefSeq, a predicted model, not a curated record